AUGGCGUACAGAGCGGCGGACGACAGCUUCGUGGAGCGAGAGCCGUCGAGACAUGUCGACUACCUGUCGCAUCCGUGGCGCGAGGAAGACGUCUGGAGCUCAUGGAGAUACAUCGCGGCCAGAAAGGAAGACUACGAGAGUGGACACAGACUGGAGAACGCUGCAUGGCGUUCCUGGGCAAGGAUACGGUUCGGCCUUGGGUGGUUCCCUGCUGAGGCUCUGAACUGGCAAAAGGACAUCGACGUCACUUGGCUGUACGGGCCGCUGCAGGUGCUGGGCGACGAGGCGGACGACCGGUCGAGCACUGCGUCGCCGGCUCCCUCGUCUCCAGCGACGUCAAACUCAUCGCUUAUCGAUAAAAAGCCGAUCCUCAAGAAGCGGACCAUUUCUCAAUCGAUACUGCAACGGACUCACUCCAGCCACACGUUUCUGCGUCUGGCCAACGCCCUGAUCAAGGCCCAGGACGGGGCGGAUGGCCGCUACCUCGCAGACUACCCCGUCGAGAUGGCGCUUGGCCUGCCCUCCGACAGCUCCAUGUCGGGCCUCUUCUUCCAGGAGAACAAGGGGGAUCUGCCGGACAAACGACACAUCAGCUUCAGCAACGAGGUUGCACAGUGCGUUGCCGUCGAGGACGACGACGAGCCGUUUGAUGGAGAGUAUUACGGCUACUACAGCCAGGCCCCGGAUGGCUCUGUGGUAGAAGAAGACGAAACCUCGGACGACGGCGUCGUGAUGGCAAGACACUACCCGGAGAGGCCAUCACUCAGCUCACAUAGCAGCACACCACGCAGCAGCUUCAGCAGCGAUAGCAGGAUUAUCGCACACUUGCCCUCCACCACUCUCAAGUACCGGCCUGAUACCCCAGAGCAGAAGCAGGAGACCCCGCGACCCGUACGACCUACCUUGUCUCGCUCGUCUUCAGCUGAAACUCUCCGUCCACCAAACCACCAUGUUGCUGCUAGAACUUGCUCUCACGGAGACUUCUUCUUGGACGAAGAGUAUGGAGUGGACGAGGACUGGAAUACCGGCUGGGAUACCGAUUGGAAUGCCCAGCAGACAGCACCCAGACACCAAACUUCAUCUUCAUCUUCUUCAUCCACUACUAUCCCUACAUCUACAUCUCUCCCGUCCCUGGCAGGCCAAUGGUUCGGUAACUCGAAGGCCAAGGCUAGCAUCAGCGAGCAAGGGAAAUACUUCUCCUCCUCUGGUGUCUUCAUGCCAUUUGGGUAUGGCGACAACAGCUCUGAUGAAGACUACGAGUGGCCCGAGGAGGCUGAAGACACAAACUCGGGUCGUGGCGUGAUCGAUCGGGUUAUCGACACCGUCAACACGGCCAGAGAUAUCGCUCAUGUUAUAUGGAAUGUCGGCUGGCGCGGCUGA
This is a messenger RNA of Nannizzia gypsea CBS 118893, 1380 nucleotides long. RefSeq lists its product as hypothetical. The transcript is spliced from 2 exons. Bases 1 to 1380 code for a protein of 459 amino acids. Gene Ontology annotation, biological process: protein catabolic process in the vacuole; cellular response to glucose starvation. The record is from RefSeq and is a predicted model, not a curated record. NCBI's taxonomy places the organism in Eukaryota, Fungi, Ascomycota, Eurotiomycetes, Onygenales, Arthrodermataceae.